Thamnophis sirtalis is the source of this 2155-nucleotide messenger RNA. Lineage: Eukaryota; Metazoa; Chordata; Lepidosauria; Squamata; Natricidae. The record is from RefSeq and is a predicted model, not a curated record.
UUUAUUCACAGAAGAGAACAAAGAAUUUGUCUCAAACAAUAGCUCAAUUAUCAUUCCGUUGAAUCAACUACAGAAAAACCAAACUUUUUCCAUCUCGGUCCGUGCUGAAAAUUAUUUGGGUGGAAUUCGUUCAGAAGAACUUCAUGUUGAUCUCAACACUAUAGUAAUACCAGCUGUCCCAGUUGUUGUUCAAAAUAAAACAAUGGAGUCUCCAGCAUUCAAGACGAUAAUACAUUGGAAAAGGCAAACAGCAAUCAAUGAGACGCAUUGUGAGGAGCGAUAUAAGGAGACAAUAAGUGAAAUUUGGCAUGUGAGAGACUGGGAUGCUAAUUUAAGAAAUGAACUUAACACCGAGUACAACUUAGAUGCAAAUACGAAGUAUGAGUUUCAAAUUAGAUGCAAAUUAACACAGCCCAGAAGUCUGUGGAGCAGAUGGAGUGAAUCUACAGUAUAUAUUACUCCAGAGAAGGAACCAGCUGCGGUACUUGAUGUAUGGAGGAAAUUCGGCCCACUUUAUCCCAAUAGUACCCAAGAAGUGACUGUCUUGAUCAAGCCGCUGUCUCCAAAGGAAAGCAGAGGAAAAAUUCUGAAUUAUAGAAUAUUUUAUGAAAAACAAGGAAAGAAGGUGGAUUUAUGUAAAACAACAGAAAUACAUUGCAAAGUGAGGGUGCCCCCAGCGGUGACCAUUAUUUAUGUGACAGCACACAAUUCCAAAGGAAGUUCCAAACCAGCAAAUAUUAUAGUGAAACAACCGCCUCACAAUUACCAAGCUUUCCCACCCCCUACUAAUAUCAAAAUAUUAUCUGAUAAACAGAAAGGAAUUUCUGUUAAAUGGGAACCUCCUAAAUCUAUUGGAAAAACACUUUUAUGGUACAUAGUGGAAUGGAUUUCUGCAAACUUCAGUCAUUUUCAUCAUAGCAUUGUUGCAUGGAAGAAAGUCCCUUUCCAAAAUACAUCAACUUCUAUUGAAGAAGGCAUCAGAAUGGGAGAGAACUCUGUCAUUUCAGUAUACGCUGUGUAUCAGAAAGGCAUCAGCCGAGCCAGCUCUAUCCAGACAUUGAUGAAAGAAAAGAAAGAACUUGACAUUUCCCAAGAAAGGAGCCUUGCAGUCACCAGGGGCAAUGAUGAUUACGAUACUGGGAUUCUGUUGGGAACUGGUGUUGGAGUGGCUUUCUUAUCAAUCUCUGUUUUCACUUUGAUUGCAAUUAAAUCGUGCAGAAAAAGGGUUAACAAAAUGGUUAGCUCGGUAGCACCAAAAUGGCUUUAUGAAGAAUAUCCCAAGAUACAAAACAGCAAAGUAAUCAAAUAUCUCCAGGAAAAUGAUGCUGUGACAGACAAUUUUUCCGAGCCAUUUUUGGAUGUUGUGGUAACUGAAGUUGAAGAAAUAUUGAGGCAGGACCACUAUAGGGCUGUGGAGAAAAAAAAGGAGGGAAGCAAAACAGUUUCUGAGGAAGUCAGUAGCUCAGAAGAUGUACUGUUUGCCAGCAAUUUGGAUGUGACUACAAGAAAUGGGUACAAACCUCAGAUUUCUAAUAAGGCUCAAUUGAGAACUAGUUCCAGCACCACCGGUGAAACACCUUUUCAAAACUGGGACACCAAAUCAAUUUCAAUUGUUACGCCCAUAAACAAUUUAAGAAAAGAUUACACCAGUCCUGUGGCUCCCACAUGGCCUAUUGUCGACCCAAAUGAAAAUAAGUCUUUAUUUGAUAAAAUCAGCCUUAUUCUCAGGAAUAGUGGAAGUGGGCAAAGCAGGGGCGGCUCAAAAGAUGAAGACCCAAGAACCCAAAAGACACACCAGUUGAGGCUUCUGCUUUCGGAUGAAGAUAUUCAAGAACAGACUUUAAUACCAGACAAUCUAAUUCCUUGCUUAAAAACAAUGAGUGAAGACCGGACCAACAUGUCUUAUUUCCCUCAAAACGCUGUUUACUAUGACAGUUGAAGAAAAAGGAUAUAUGCUUUGCACAAAGGACGGAAACUCUGCAUUUUCAAGCAGCGUAACUGAAGGUUCUCCGUUCAUUGUUUGAAUAAAAUUGAAAAAAGUACGUUGCAGCCACAAUCUCAGUUUUCCUCUGACAGGUUGAUUCAUGUUAAAACAUAUAAAAAACAGUUGCUGGGAUUGGGUAUGUCUAAUUUAAUGAAAAGGAGGACUAGGGGA